AUGAUUCGAUUGGCGACGCUGGGCGAGGCAAAUCCAGACACAGCCACCACAUACAACAACAUGGCCGGUGUCUACGACAACCAGGGCCAGUACGACAAGGCGCUCGAGUACUACAGCAAAGACUUGAAGAUCACAUUUGCAACGCUGGGUGAGGAGCACCCGGCGCACCCCCACACGGCCACCACCUACAUUGGCAUGGCCGGUGUCUACAAGAAGCAGGGUCAGAACGACAAGGCGCUCGAGUGCCACGGCAAGGCCCUGGCGAUCAAGUUGGCGACGCUGGGUGAGGAGCAUCCGAACACGGCCGCCACCUACAACAACAUGGCCGGCCUCUACAAAGAGCAGCGCCAGGACGACAAGGCGCUCGAGUACUACGACAAGGCCCUGACGAUUCAAUCGUUGACGCUGGGUGAGGCGCACCCCUCCACGGCGACCACCUACCACAGCAUGGCCCUUGUCUAUAACAACCAGAACCAGCACGAGCAAGCGCUCGAGUACUUCAACAAGGCCCUGACGAUCCGAUUGGCGACGCUGGGCGAGGAGGACCAUCACACGCGCCAAGUUCAAGCGGCUAUUCGCCGGUUAGAGGAAGCCCGAUAA
Molecule: messenger RNA, 600 nt
Organism: Monosiga brevicollis MX1
Lineage: Eukaryota; Choanoflagellata; Craspedida; Salpingoecidae
Product: mbre TPR repeat protein
Exons: 2
Coding region: 1-600 (199 amino acids)
Cellular component (GO): kinesin complex
Molecular function (GO): protein binding
Source: RefSeq, a predicted model, not a curated record